Rosa rugosa (rugosa rose) is the source of this 1629-nucleotide messenger RNA. RefSeq names its product protein FAR1-RELATED SEQUENCE 5-like. NCBI's taxonomy places the organism in Eukaryota, Viridiplantae, Streptophyta, Magnoliopsida, Rosales, Rosaceae. The transcript has 4 exons. The record is from RefSeq and is a predicted model, not a curated record. Bases 1 to 1629 code for a protein of 542 amino acids.
AUGGUGCCCGAAUCGUCACAAGCAGGCGUAAUGUUGCAAAGUUGGAAAUUUGGUGAAGCUGGAAUUCUGGAUAUUUGGGUGUUCUUGUUUCUGUUGUUGGCUUGGUCAGAUUGUUCUCGAAAGGACUUAAGGUCAGAUUGUUCUGUUAAGAUGUCAAGUCAGGAUGCAUUAGAUGAACCUCAACCUGAGAUUUCAGACACUAAUUUGCAAGAGUCUGAAAGUGGCAUCAAUCAGUUGGAAUAUAAUGGUAUUAGAUACGAUAAGUUGGCUCCAGAAGACAUUAUAGGCGUGAAGUUUGUAACUGUUGAGGCAGCAGAGACUUUUUACUAUGCUUAUGCGAAAGCAAUGGGUUUUGAUGUUAGAAAGGAUGACAAGAGAACAAGUGCAAGGACUGGGAGAGUCACUAUCCGCAAAUGGGUUUGUUCUGCAGAGGGGGAAAGACUAGAGAAAUAUAUGGACAACAAUAAUAAUGUCCGUAUGCCAAAGAAAUUGACAAGGUGUCACUGCCCAUGUUUGUUCAAGGUAAGGUACUUCAAGGAGAAGAACUCGUAUGUCGUAGUUGAUUUCAAAACAGAUCAUUCACAUGAUCUUGCACAGCCACAGGAGUCUCAUUUUCUUAGGUCACAUCGGUCUGUCCCAGAUUCUCAUUUAGCUUUAGCCACAUCUAUGCGGAGAGUAUCCAUUAAGACUUGUCAUGCAUAUCAAUACAUGGCUGACAUAUCUGGAGGGUUUGCGAAUGUUGGUUUCAAAAUGAAAGACUUGUACAAUAAAUUGGACUCGAGUCAACGUGAAAUUGUACUUGAAGGGGAUGCAAAAGCUACACUUGCCUAUCUUGAAGGAAAAGCAGCUGAAGAUAAGAAAUUAUUUUGCAAGUACAGCACAGAUGAGAGUAACAGGUUGGCCAACUUAUUUUGGAGAGACUCAACUUCAUUGCUAGAUUAUUGUUGUUUUGGGGAUGUUUUGGUAUUUGAUAGCACCUACAAGACUAAUCACUAUGGGAAGCCCUUGGUAUUGUUUGUGGGAUCAAACAACCAUCUAUUGACUACAAUUUUUGGUUUUGCAUUAUUGGUAGAUGAAACAGUUGAGACAUACACAUGGGUUUUGCAGAUGUUCUUAGAGUCUAUGGAGGGCAAAAAACCUCUGGGCAUUUUGACCGACGGUGAUGAAGCAAUGGGAAAGGCUAUUGAACUAGUGGUUCCAGGUUGUCCACAUCGUUUAUGUACAUGGCAUAUUUCUAAAAAUGCUCAGAAAAACUUACGCAACCCUGAAAUAGUUGCAGAGUUCAGACGUUGCAUGUUUGAUGAAACAACUCCCUGUGGUUUUGAGCAACGAUGGAGAGCUAUGGUGGAAAAAUAUGGUCUUCAUAAUAGAAAUUGGGUGAAGAUGAUGUAUGAUAAACGAGAGAAAUGGGCUGAAGCAUUUGUGAGUGGACAUUUUUUCGCUCGCAUGCGUAGCACGCAGCGAUGUGAAGGCAUGAAUAGGUAUGUGAAGGAUAGUCUCAGCUUCAGUGGAGUGAAAUUGAUUGAACUCAUUCCGCAGCUUGAUAAAGCAUUGGAACGACUUAGAAAUAAAGUAGCUGAAGAAGAUUUUCGAUCAAAUAACUCCGCUCAUAUCGGGUUGGAGGACUGA